Molecule: messenger RNA, 5348 nt
Organism: Epinephelus moara (kelp grouper)
Lineage: Eukaryota; Metazoa; Chordata; Actinopteri; Perciformes; Serranidae
Gene: csrnp3
Product: cysteine-serine-rich nuclear protein 3
Exons: 5
Coding region: 377-2245 (622 amino acids)
Biological process (GO): regulation of transcription by RNA polymerase II
Cellular component (GO): nucleus
Molecular function (GO): sequence-specific DNA binding; DNA-binding transcription factor activity, RNA polymerase II-specific
Source: RefSeq, a predicted model, not a curated record
GCUCCUGCCUUUCAGCCGGCUGCAGCUAAUGAGCCUUUGUGUGGCCAAAGAGAGAGAGAGGGAGAGAAAGAGAGGAACACAGUGACAGACAGGGAGUUAAAGUGAGAAAGACUGCCGUCUUGCAACAAUAAAGCAUAUGGUACCGACAGUGCAGUCAGAGCUGGAAAAUUACAAGUCUCUCUCCCACUCCUGCACCCUUUUUUCUCAUGCCCGUGGAGCUCAGGGGUCGGUGCAAGUCAGUGGACUGAAACAAAAUGGGAACCUCUUCACUCAUCAUGUUUCACCUUUUUUGAAUAGCCACAUUUAUGGUUGUGUGGCUGUGCUGCUGUGAGAAGAGGUGAAAGGAGUCACAGUCUGCCAGUGGAUACAGGUGCAGAUGCGGCGGGCCAUGAGUGGAAUACUGAAGAGGAAAUUUGAGGAGGUGGAAGCCUCCUCCUCCCCGUGCUCUUCCUUGCGGGAGUCUGAUGAUGAGGUCUCCUGCAGUGAGAGUGGGGAUAGCAGUGACAGUGUCAACCCCUCUGCCUCUGGCCCUUUCACCCCUGACUCGAUACUGAAGAGAGAGAAGCGCCUGCGGACGAGGAGAGUGCAUUUCGAGAAUGUGACAGUGUACUACUUCAGCCGGCGGCAGGGCUUCACCAGCGUGCCCAGCCAGGGAGGCAGCACGCUGGGCAUGUCCAACAGGCACAGCUGGAUCAGGCAGUACUCCCUGGGCGAAUUUGCCGUGGAGCAGGAGAGGAUCCACAGAGACAUGCUCAGAGAUCACCUGAAGGAGGAGAAACUGAAUUCAAUCAAACUCAAGCUGACUAAGAACGGCACAGUGGAGUCUGAAGAGGCCAACACACUCACGGCAGAGGACAUCUCUGACGAUGACAUCGAUCUGGAUAACACAGAGGUAGAUGAGUACUUCUUCCUGCAGCCUCUCACCACUAAAAAGCGCCGGGCACUGCUGCGCUCCUCGGGGGUAAAGAAGAUUGACGUGGAAGAGAAACAUGAACUGCGGGCGAUCCGAAUGUCCAGAGAGGACUGCGGCUGUGAUUGCAGAGUCUUCUGCGACCCAGAGACCUGUGCCUGCAGCAUCGCAGGGAUCAAGUGCCAGGUGGACCGUAUGUCAUUUCCAUGUGGCUGCACAAAAGAGGGCUGCAGCAACUCAACCGGGAGAGUGGAAUUUAAUCCCAUUCGUGUUCGGACCCAUUUCUUGCACACCAUAAUGAAGCUGGAGCUGGAGAAGAGCCGCGAGCAGCAGCAGGCGUCCCCCACCAACGGUUACCGUAGCGAAACUAACGACCUGGGAGGCGGAAACCCUCUGGUUCAGUCCCAGCACAGGUUGGAGUACUCCCUGUCAGACGCCGUUCCACAGGCGGCCGGCAUGCACCUGCAGGCUGCCGACGAGAUGGAGGAGCCGCUGGAUGACGAAGACGAGGAGGAAGAGGACGAAGACGAGGAGGACGAGGAGGAGGAGGAAGAGGAGAACGAAGAGGACGAUGAGGACGAGGAGGACAGCAGCAGUGUUUGCAGCGGACUGUCUGACUCCAGCACCCAGAGCUUAGCCAACAGUGACUCUGAGGACGAGGAGGAGGAUGAUGAGGAUGAGGAGAAGUCUGAGAACUUUCAGAGCGACAUGACGACCCCGUCUGUGUCUCACAGCGAGGUGGUCCCCUUGUCCUCUGUGCUGUGUUACAGCGACGGCUCAGUGGCACAUGAAAACCACAUGAAUGGAAACACUUAUUUAAUGAACUCCUCUUCAGCUGAGUACUAUCAGCUGGGGAGCUCCAGUGCUGUCUCUAAUGGCCAAACCAGCCGACCCAGUGAACCCUACGGGGAAGCCUUAGCAUUCCAAGAUCCGGUCAGCGCUACCAAUGGCAGCACGGCCCAAGGACCAUUCAACAUGUCUGCAGAGCAGUACACAGACUACUCUAAUCAGGCCGAGGAACAAUACACAGCCAGUCACCAUUUCACCCUGACCAACGGUGCUCCUGCCGCCCCCUUGACCUGCUACACACCUGAUCAGGAGAAGAAGGUGUUGUCCAAAGCAGCGUUCGUGGAGCAGCCUGACAACCAGAGCCAGACGCCGUUUCAAAAAUACCUGAACAAUAACACCCAGGGCUCUUACAGCAGCUCAUGUAUGACAGCUGAGCAGCCGCAGCAAGAGUCCGGCGUUAACGGCCACUCUGACCUGACCUUACUAGGAACCAACACUAAGAACCUCCCUUUACCAGACCAUUGCCCUGAGGUCACAGCCAUUUAGUGGGCCUCAGCUUUCCAAGUGUUCUUUCAUUAUUGCAUCUUUACUUGACCAAGUGGUAUUUUAAGGGAACAUAAUCAUGGCCUUUUUUUUUUUUUUUUUUUUUUGCAUUAUCUGACCUUAAAUUUCAAAGCAAUCUCCAGCACCGUAGUACAUUUUCAUCUGUAACUAUAAAGCCAUAGGGUCGUGGUGGCAAUGUUUUUGAGGAAUGAUUCGCUCCUGAGGGUUUCUCUGCUACAGUGCGUGCUUUACUGCAAGAUGGAACAGAUCAAGGAGCAUUUUAAAAACAUCACUUAUGUCAUGCCGUGCAAUGUAUCUUGUAAUUUCAGAUGUAAAGUUCUAGUUUUAAGCAGAUAUUGUACUGUAGAUGGAACUUUUCUAUGUCUACUGUAUGUGUCAAAUGUGCGCAAAACAACAAAAAAAAAUAUUGUCAGUUUAUUUAUUGUUUCUGAAUUAUGUGUAAACUUAUAUAUUGUAAAUGUUUUGAUAACAAUACGCAUGCUGUUUUGGGAAAACUCAGUGACAUUUAGGGGAAAAAAUGCCAUUGUUUUAUAUAAAAAUGUGUCGUGUACAUAAUGUACAUUUCUCCUCUUCUUUUUGUCGCCAUUAAUAUGCUUUUCUAUGGUUUUUGAAAAGCAUGAAAAAGCCUGAAUUCUUAUUUGUAUGUUUUGGAAUACAAUAUCAAUAGCAUAAAACGUCAAGAAAUUAAAUUAAAUUUCCCAGCCUUUUGCACUUACGUGUGGGGGUCCAGUGGCAUGCAGUUGGUUUUAACUGAUGAAUACUUGAACGGUGUCAAAAUAUGGCCCCUCACUUGUUUUCUUUACUCUCCUCUGUUCUCUUAGAAUAACGCGGUUGAACAAAUGGAGACUUAUUCUUUGAAGCAUUUCAUCAGUACAGGGAUAAUAACGAAGUAGCACUUUGACAUAUCUCCAAAAGUAUGACAAGCUCUAUGAUUCAUCACAGACAGAAUCUUUAUCAUAAUAGGCUCCAUUUGAAAAGCAUCAGUAACCAGUCUCCAUCACAGUUCUGCAGACGAACUAUUGACCCGAGAUAAUGUGUCAGUAUUUCACAAAUUAACUGCUUAUUGGAUUUCUGCUCUUGAACGCUGUAUAAGCUACAUUCCUCUGUCUAAUAACUGAGAUGUUUAUUUAUGUGGAUCCAGUAAUGAUGCUGAUUUGCUCUAUUGAAGUGUUAAGUGCAAUAGUUUGAGGGUUUUUAAUAGGCAUUCCCUUUUAGAGAGGAUCCUCUGUAAAAGGGGACGGAGAUUUCUUUUAAUUGACCGUCACGGCACUUGAUAUUGUACUUAAAGCGACAUUAGUUUAAUGAAAAAUGUGCCACAGUUUUGAUAAUUGUAUACGGGGGAAGCAAAUGUUCAAGGUUGACAAUCAAAGCUUAUUAUGAAACAUGAUUCAUAUGGGUAAUUAACAGCUACACAAUGAGUCCCACGAGCCAUUGAAAAUGACUGAGAAAAAUAAGUUUACCAAAAAAAUAAAUAAAUCUGUAAAUAACCUUCAACACGUCUUUAGAAAAUCACUGACAAAAAGGGAAAUUGGCGAGACUGCUCAACAACUGGGGGACUGCAAUAAUUGAGUGAAUACUGUAAAACAUUGUUUACCUUGAGCUCUCUGCUCCUGCAUGAAUACAGAUAUUUGUCCCUCUUCCAGGCUUGCAAAUAUCUGCCCAUUCUUUAUAAUCACAAGGGUCAGGACUGGAGUUUUGGUGGUUCUGUGCGACUGAGUAGCUGGGACCUCUCCUGCCACCUCGGUGGUACAAAAGAAGUGUACAGACUGCUUUCAGGCAAUCAUCAACACAGCCUAUAGUGCAGAGUAAUCGUGCCAAAGCAUACAGUGUGAGGAGGCUAGAUACAAUGACGCUGCAUCCACUUGAGAAUCCUGUGUUGGGUUUUUAUUUUCCAGUAUUUAUUAUGAAUGAUAUAUUGAAAUGUGUAUUUAUUGUGGUUUACUAAAAGUCUGUAUUGAGUAAAUUGCUUCACUAUCUUAAAAUUGUCUUUUUGUUUCAUGCUGGUUGUGAGUUGUAAAGCUUUCAUGUGCCUGAUUUAUUUAAUUCUAUUUCUUAUUCUGUGAAAUGCAAACGUUUUGCACAAAAUGGUAGAGUUUGGUUUUUUUCCAAUGUGUUUUUGUUUUUUUCAACUGUAGAUAGAGCAAAGUUCAUUUUCAGUUGUUUCAUUUUGAACAUGGUUUUGAAAUAAUUUAAUUAAAAUUGCUAAAAUUGCUAGCCAACAUUGUACAGUUCAGUAAUUUCUUAGCACGAGGCGCCCUCUGCAGGGAGAAAUGAGACAAAGCGGCUCUCAGUACUAACCAACCGAAUUUAUUGACCUAAAAAUAAGACCUCCUAAUACCAAGACAACACUAGGCAGUUUCCAUCUGAGACUCUGUUCCUCACCCUGGUCUCAAACUCAAAAUUAUUUACAAUAUUCCAUCUUAACACUAGUGCCUGCACCAGACAUUCAUGAGUGGACUCCAGUUUCAAUGUAGAGGGUGAACAGAAUCCCUUCGGUGCAUUCAUUUCACAUUAAAGAUGUCCUUUUGAUGAACACCAAAGCAUUGAAUUUGAAAUAAAAAAGGUAAACAUUGCUGAAAUUUACAAAAGUAUGAUUAAUCUUAAAAAUCAGUCAUGGCAUUUGACAUGUAUUUUGGGAAUAAAGCAUUGACUAUAGUCCAGAUAAAAAUGCAUUUCAAUCAUAAAUAAUAAAAUAAAUAGAACUUUUGUUGGGAGCACUUGAAAUGAACACCUGGGGGGCAAACUAACUGUAUAUAAUUCAUGUUUAGGGCCAGCUCACUCUUUUACAAUGGCAUUCAAAUAAUCAUUCUUCAUUCUUGAUACCUCUGCACUCAGUAGUCAGUUUAUUAGGUACACCUAGCUAAAACUAAUGCAGUCUAAUACAGCAGCUCUGCAGUAAAUCCUGCCGACAUGAAGGUUAUAAUGUUCAGUUUGUGUUUGAAACUGUUUAAGAGGCUUUAAUUCAACUUUAUUAUCAUUUUGUUGUAAUGCACUGUACUGAGAGGUGUUUCUAUUAUUUACACUAGCCUCACUGAUAGAAAUGGGUUUGACCUUACAUAAGAAACACUUCAGUAUGAUGUAACAU